Molecule: messenger RNA, 1996 nt
Organism: Dothidotthia symphoricarpi CBS 119687
Lineage: Eukaryota; Fungi; Ascomycota; Dothideomycetes; Pleosporales; Dothidotthiaceae
Product: SecY protein
Exons: 3
Coding region: 90-1520 (476 amino acids)
Biological process (GO): SRP-dependent cotranslational protein targeting to membrane, translocation; post-translational protein targeting to membrane, translocation
Cellular component (GO): Sec61 translocon complex; membrane
Molecular function (GO): transmembrane protein transporter activity; ribosome binding; signal sequence receptor activity
Source: RefSeq, a predicted model, not a curated record
UCACCACCCAACUCCACGUUGCUCGCAACUACUUCUUCUUCACUUCGUUUUGUCUCUUUUCCUUCUUUCCAGGCCAUAGACUCGCAAUCAUGAGCGGCCUACGGUUCCUCGACCUCGUUAAGCCUUUUGUUCCUCUGGUCCCUGAGAUUCAGCUGCCAGAGAGCAAGGUUCCAUUCAACAACCGACUAGUAUGGACUGGUCUGACGCUCCUGGUCUUCCUGGUGAUGAGCCAGAUGCCGCUGUACGGAAUUGUGUCGUCUGAUACUUCGGAUCCGCUAUACUGGCUGCGCAUGAUGAUGGCGAGUAACAGGGGAACGCUGAUGGAGCUCGGUAUCACACCAAUCAUCACUUCCGGCAUGGUCUUCCAGCUCCUCGCGGGUACCCACUUGAUCGAUGUCAACCUCGACUUGAAGUCGGAUCGUGAGCUCUACCAGACUGCUCAGAAGCUACUCGCCAUCUUGUUGUCCUUCGGCCAGGCCGUCGUCUACGUCAUCUCGGGUCUCUACGGACAGCCGUCUGAUCUCGGUGCCGGUAUCUGCGUUCUCCUCGUCAUUCAGCUCAUGAUCGCCGGUUUGAUCGUUAUUCUCCUCGAUGAGCUGCUCCAGAAGGGCUACGGUCUUGGAAGCGGUAUCUCUCUCUUCAUUGCGACCAACAUCUGCGAGUCCAUCAUGUGGAAGGCUUUCUCGCCCACCACUAUCAACACUGGCCGUGGUCCUGAGUUUGAGGGUGCCAUCAUCGCCCUUGUGCACCUGCUCUUCACCUGGCCCAACAAGACUGUCGCUCUCAAGGAGGCUUUCUACCGCCAGAACCUCCCCAACGUCAUGAACUUGAUCUCCACGGUCAUUGUCUUCGGCGCUGUCAUCUACCUCCAGGGCUUCCGUGUCGAGAUUCCCGUCAAGUCUGCCCGCCAGCGUGGUGUCCGCGGCUCAUACCCCGUCCGCCUGUUCUACACCUCCAACAUGCCCAUCAUGCUGCAGUCGGCUUUGUCUUCCAACGUCUUCUUGAUCAGCCAAAUGCUGUUCAGCCGCUUCUCUGAUAACCUCCUUGUCCGUCUUCUCGGUGUCUGGGAGCCCAAGGAAGGAUCUGCUCAGCUUUUCGCUACCUCUGGCAUUGCUUACUACAUGUCCCCUCCUCUCAGCAUCUCCGAGGCUCUCUCUGACCCCUUGAAGACCGCUGUCUUCAUCACCUACAUGCUCGUCGCCUGCGCCGUCUUCUCGAAGACCUGGAUCGAAGUCUCUGGUUCAUCCCCCCGCGAUGUCGCUAAGCAGCUCAAGGAGCAGGGUCUUGUGAUGGCUGGUCACCGUGAGGAGUCCAUGUACAAGGAGCUCAAGCGCGUCAUUCCUACUGCUGCUGCUUUUGGUGGUGCUUGUAUUGGUGCUCUCUCCGUUGGCAGUGAUCUUCUCGGCGCUUUGGGCAGUGGUACCGGUAUCCUGCUUGCUGUUACUAUCAUCUACGGAUACUUUGAAAUCGCCGCCAAGGAGGGCGACAUGGCUGGCCUUAAGGGUAUGGUCAUGGGAUAAAUGGCUUCCACACUUAGGAGAAGUGGAGGAUUGGAAUGCGUUUGAAUGUUACACAUCUUCUUAUUGGAUUGGAGUUGAUGACCAUGGCUUAGAUGCUGCAGAGCAUCAUGUAUACUACGAAGGGCAAGACACCAAAAGUAAGCAUCGUAUGUUGGAAGGCCCAAAAGUCAUAACGUCUUAUUCGCGUGGCGUUUGCCAUCUUGCCGUUUUGGGCAGCUUGUAUGUGUACAUGGUCUGUCUAGAGUAAUGUACAAUUACGAUGUGUAUGCUUUGUCCGAAACUGAACCUCCUGGUCUGGCGCCAUGUGCUUUUUAUUCCUUGCCCCAUCCAUCUCGAGCAGCUCCUUCAUUGGGGUCGAGUGGAGGAGUUGCGAGCUCACAGACAUAUUACUGUUGUUGCUGUGCCUCUAAACGAUGGCUUUGAAUGGUCGGAUGCCUGUUGCUUAUAUGGGCUUUGCCUUGCGGAGAGGUCUCCAG